Filobasidium floriforme is the source of this 1308-nucleotide messenger RNA. RefSeq lists its product as uncharacterized. The transcript has 13 exons. The record is from RefSeq and is a predicted model, not a curated record. The coding region runs from base 1 to 1308 and encodes 435 amino acids. NCBI's taxonomy places the organism in Eukaryota, Fungi, Basidiomycota, Tremellomycetes, Filobasidiales, Filobasidiaceae.
AUGUGUCAUCAAUCUCCCACCGCACAACUCUUCGCCGCCGUCAUCUCCCUCCUUGGAACAUGUCUGGUCCUCUGGCACCUCUACAAAUACGACGGGUUCCGUUGUUUACUUCCGACGAGGAAAGACGCGUUUCGGUGUGUUAUCGUUUGGUUGUUGGUGUCUAGUUGUAUACUUUUCAACGUUGGAGAUUGGGUGAGCGCUUAUGUCAAAUAUGAAGAAUAUUACAUCUACCUGCCCAAGACCGGGGUCAUUGUAAAGCCCUACCAGCUUUGGGAGAAGGCCCACAUCACCCUGUUUCAUAUUUCGUACUACUGCUUGACCGCCGCUUGGUGUUUCCUGCUCGGAGUUCAUCUGGAAGAAUUCCUCUUCUGGACCUGGCUCCUUCAGGUGAUCCGAUCUAAACAAAGCAAGAGUUGGUUCAAGAGCGUGUAUUUCAAGCUUUGGUGCUGUGGAGUCAUAGGCGGAGUAGGGUUGCUGUUUGGGGCAGCAACGAUGGAGUUGGAUAGCUUGACGACAAUCGAGACCAACAUCUUCUUUGCUGGAAGUAUUGCGUCCUUGCUCCUCACAUUCGGGAGCGCCUGGGUCUGCUUCAAGUUCCCGGCGUUCAUCCGCGAAUCGCGCCGGCAAGGAGCCAACGGGGAGGUCAUCGGCAAACUCAACUACUUUCGUCAAAUGAACAACGCCAGGACGGCGUUUCGUCUGAUUUACACCAUAGUCCUCUUGAUCUUAUCUGCUGAUGGGCUGACUGAACACAAGACGAUCAACCACCAUGAUUUCUGGGUCGAUGCCUUCUACUCGGUCGCCAUCUUCUGCAUUUUCACGUCGACUUUGCUCUCCCUGUUCGUCCUUCUCCCUCGUGGAGGCGGAAACCACGAAGCCCUCGGAGUGGCCAAGAACAACGUCUACGUCCGAGCACCCAACCCUGAGAGUUAUCACGGGAUCUCGGCGAGCCGCGGGAGUCCCAGUGAUGCCGAGAGCUUGCCUAGUUACCGCGCUCCCAACAACGAUCACGACCCUUGGGGAGUGCUGGGAGAUCGUCUACACCUCGAGAAGGAGGAUGUACAAGAGCUCGCUGCGCAGCACAACCAGAGUGAUAUUGAGCUGCCCUUUGCCCGUCGAAACCACUUCAACGGCGGCACACCCAGUAUCAGAGGAGACUUCGAGGCUGUUGACCGGCCCGACUUCGAUACGCCGCGGCACCAACGAGUCGUUCGAAACUUCCGAAGCCCACUAGACUUCCAGAACAUGGACUUGCCGCCCGAUCUUCGAGUGGUGAUGAACACCGUUACCGUCGAGAAGCAGGAUUGA